AUGUACGAGAAACAAGGCACAGAUGUGGAAACUGCGUCUUUAACAGAUGAUAUCGAGUUAGAGGCCGGUGGGGUCACUUUACCAAGGGAUGUGUUUCGCAACCGCUUCACUUACGUUUUCUAUAUGAUGAAAAAUUAUAUGCUUCUAAUGCCGCUAGUAGUUGUUGUCCAGACUGUUCUUUCAGAACUUACCUUGUCCAAGAGUAAUAUUUAUUUCUAUUGGGGUGAGUAUCUAUUAUACUUCGUAUUCAUUCAGAUUCUCUUCUAUUGGUGCGGUAAAAAGCUAAGGUCUGUUUUCCAAUCAGAAGCCAAUGCAACGCACUUUUCACAAACAGUUCAAAGCAUUAGUCCAGAAUGCUCAAUAGAGAAAUGGGAUGUUGUUGCAGCUAAGAUGAAUGCUUUCCUCUACGAAUCGGGUGCUUUAAAGUCCCCCUAUUACUUCUACGAUGGCAGUGUGUGUUUUGCAAACUUUCGGUAUCACUUUGUCCUUCCUUAUUACAAUCCGGAUACUACCAACACAAGCGCUUGUGAAGAUGCUGUGAAAUCGUAUCAGGAAUCACUAGAUGAAAUUUGGAGGGAAUAUCAUGAUGUUGUCGCGACGCCUGCCGAAAAUAUGAAUGUCAUGCUCCCUCGCGAUCAAUUCAGAUGCAAAUUCACUUAUUUUUGUAAGGAAUCAAGAACGUUGGUGGCCUUGGGACUUUUUUUGAUUGUGAUUGAUGCUGCGCUGCAUGUGUUUUUGUAUUACACUGGAUCGCGGUUAGAUUUUCUCAAAUAUUCAUGGUUUGUGGACCUGGAAGUUCUAGGUUUUCUGUGCUUUAGUCCAUGGCUCCAUCGCAGCUUUAAGGACUGUAAAAUGACAAUCUGCAAUAGAAUGGCUUUUUUGAAGGCUUUUAUGAGACAUCGCAAUGAGAAUGCGUUGCAGAGGUGGGACCAUAUUGCAGAGGAUAUGAACGAAGCUUUAUCGACGUGCACAGAAAACCCUUCGCCUUACUUUUUCUAUGAUGGCGCUGCCUGCAACGCUUACUUCAAAAGAAUAUUCUCCCUUGAACCAAAGAAGGCCUCGUUUCUGUCACGUUUCAAACGUCCAACCGGGAGUGUGAAUCCAGAGCUAGAGCCUUACGUUCAAGAAGUUAAAGCAAUACUUGAAAAGGAGCAAUUGUGA
This is a messenger RNA of Lachancea fermentati, 1161 nucleotides long. Lineage: Eukaryota; Fungi; Ascomycota; Saccharomycetes; Saccharomycetales; Saccharomycetaceae. The record is from the annotation of a GenBank genome assembly.